This is a messenger RNA of Meloidogyne enterolobii, 1610 nucleotides long. The record is from the annotation of a GenBank genome assembly. Lineage: Eukaryota; Metazoa; Nematoda; Chromadorea; Rhabditida; Meloidogynidae.
AUGCGUGAGAUUGUUCAUAUCCAAGCUGGCCAAUGUGGAAACCAAAUCGGUUCAAAGUUCUGGGAGGUCAUUUCUGACGAACAUGGCAUUCAACCUGAUGGAACGUACAAGGGGGAAUCUGAUUUACAACUUGAAAGGAUUAAUGUUUACUACAACGAGGCUCACGCUAUUCUUGUCGAUCUUGAGCCUGGAACAAUGGAUUCAAUCAAGGCCGGCCCUGACGGUCAACUUUUCCGUCCUGACAAUUUUGUUUUUGGUCAGAGUGGUGCUGGCAAUAAUUGGGCGAAAGGGCAUUAUACUGAGGGUGCUGAAUUGGUCGAUAAUGUUUUGGAUGUUGUCAGAAAGGAGGCAGAAGGAUGCGAUUGUUUACAAGGAUUUCAGUUAACCCAUUCGCUUGGAGGAGGAACUGGUUCUGGAAUGGGGACUUUGUUAAUUUCGAAAAUAAGAGAAGAAUACCCUGAUCGUAUUAUGUCGUCUUUUUCUGUUGUUCCGUCGCCAAAGGUCUCUGACACCGUUGUCGAACCUUACAAUGCUACUCUUUCUGUUCACCAGCUUGUUGAAAACACGGAUGAAACUUAUUGUAUAGACAACGAAGCUUUGUAUGACAUUUGCUUUCGUACUCUUAAAUUGACAAAUCCUACUUAUAGCGAUUUGAAUCAUUUAGGUCUGUUUAAAUUCUUUUUUUCUUUUACUUUACUGGUUCUAACUAUUUUUAACACGGGUUUCACUGAAAUUUUUUCGAUGACCAUGUCUGGUGUUACCACUUGUCUACGUUUCCCAGGCCAAUUAAACGCUGAUCUUCGAAAAUUAGCUGUCAACAUGGUUCCAUUUCCACGUCUCCACUUUUUUAUGCCUGGAUUUGCGCCUCUCUCUGCCAAAGGCUCUGCUGCUUAUCACGCUCAAAAUGUUUCUGAAUUAACUAAACAAAUGUUUGAUGCCAAAAAUAUGAUGGCUGCUUGUGAUCCUCGUCAUGGACGUUAUCUAACCGUUGCAGCAAUAUUCCGUGGCCGCAUGUCAAUGCGUGAGGUUGACGAUCAAAUGAUGUCAGUACAAAGCAAAAAUUCUUCAUAUUUUGUUGAGUGGAUACCAAAUAAUGUCAAAACAGCGGUUUGUGAUAUUCCACCGCGUGGUCUUAAAAUGUCUGCUACUUUUAUUGGAAACUCUACUGCAAUUCAGGAAUUGUUUAAACGAGUUUCUGAGCAAUUUACAGCAAUGUUCCGUCGCAAGGCAUUUUUGCAUUGGUAUACUGGUGAGGGAAUGGAUGAAAUGGAGUUUACUGAAGCUGAAUCUAAUAUGAAUGAUUUGGUGUCAGAGUAUCAACAAUACCAAGAUGCGACAGCUGAUGAUGAAGUAGAAUACGAUGCUGAGAUAACUGAGCCGUUGGUAAAUGAGCAAUAAAUAAUCUUGACAUUAACAAAUAUAAAAAUACAAUUUUUGGUUUUUGUGCCUUCUAUUUAUUUUACUACAAUUUUUUUAAAGAAGAGCUGCCUUGUUGUUUUCAGUUAUUUUUAAAGUGUAUGAAAAUAAUAAGACACCAGUUCUAUUUUUCUUAGCCAUCUUAAAAAGUUUUUCUUUAAGUUCUUCAUUCUUGCACAGAUAACGUAUACACU